AUGUCAGCACAAAAUCCUGUCGCAUCAGGAAACAAUCACGAACACGAGUCGAACCUUGCCCCUGAUCAGCCCGAGAUUACACAUGGACUCCUUCACGAAAUCCGUUGCUACCCCAAGAUUGUCGCGUAUUCCUUCGGUCUCGCCCUGAAUUUCCUUCUCACUGGGUACGAUACUGUUAUUCUCGGCACGAUCACCGCUGUCCCAUACUUCAAACGUGAAUUCGGCCAGGUGUACGACGACGCAUAUAUCAUCCCGGCAGCAUGGCUAUCGGUAUGGAGUGCAAUGGCACCGAUAGGGUCAAUGCUGGGUGCAGCUGCAGCUGGAUGGCUCCAGGAUCGGCUCGGUCGUCGCAUGUCGCUGGCCCUGAGCUCUGUGAUAUGCGCAAUCGGGAUCGCCAUCGCGUUUUGCUCGAAUCUCCCCGAUGGCAUGGAGUGUAGGAGAGGUGCAUUUCUCGUCGGACGUCUCAUUCAAGGGUGGGGAGUUGGAGGUGCUAUGGCUGGAGCCCAGACAUAUCUCUCAGAGUCGGUUCCCACCAGUCUGAGAGGAUCUGCAAUGGCACUUUCGCCAACUUUCAUGCUCUUAGGGGAGCUCAUCGGCGCGGCCGUUAUUUUUGCCUGUGAAAAGAAAGACUCUGCAGCCGCAUAUCUGAUUCCAUUUGGUACCCAAUGGAUUUUUACCAUUCUGCCAUUCGCCUUGGCAAUCGUCAUGCCGGAAAGUCCAUCUUAUCUCAUCCGGACCGGCAACUACGACAAGGCAUACCAGGCGAUGAAGUCCCUGCACACGACAGGAAUCGAUGUCACUCCCUUGUUGAAUCAAAUGCAAAUAUCCAUUGCCCACGAGCAGGAAGUUUCUCAAGAGCUAUCGUAUCUUGAUUGCUUUAAAGGAAUCAAUAGACGCCGAACGGCUGUUGUGGGAUUCGCAUUCAUGGUUCCUAGCUUUUUUGGAGUUCCACUGUUAGCUAGCGCAAGCUAUUUCAUGCAAGUGGUUGGUAUGGACUCUAGUCUCAGUAUCAUUGUUCUGAUUCUCGGCAUUGUCUUGGGAUUGUUAGCCAACGCGGUCGGUAUCUGGUUUAUGAGUCUCAUGGGAAGGCGCCGCCUCAUGCUCAUUACACUAGCCAUCACUACGGCCAUAUGGUUAAGUAUGGGAAUUUCUGGUUGCUGGUCAGGAAAUGUUGUGAUCUGUGGCCGGCGAAGCUUCUUCCUGCGACUUCGUGCUAAGACUCAAGGCAUUGGCGUUUUUUGCUACAUGUUGUCUAACGUGGUUUUCAACCUCGUCUUGCCAUAUAUUUACAACACCGAUGCUGGAGACCUUAAAGGCAAAACUGGAUUUGUGUAUGCCGGGCUGUGCUUCAUGACAUUUGUGAUCACAUGGUUAAUUAUUCCGGAGAUGAAAGGUCGCUCGGCUUUGGAUAUCGACGCGAUGUUUGAAGCCAAAAUACCUUGCAGACAGUUCAAGAACUGGUCUAGUGAGGACAUGCCUCAUAAAGAGGGAGCAGUCUAG
This is a messenger RNA of Penicillium cosmopolitanum, 1500 nucleotides long. RefSeq lists its product as uncharacterized. NCBI's taxonomy places the organism in Eukaryota, Fungi, Ascomycota, Eurotiomycetes, Eurotiales, Aspergillaceae. Bases 1 to 1500 code for a protein of 499 amino acids. Gene Ontology annotation, cellular component: membrane. The record is from RefSeq and is a predicted model, not a curated record. The transcript is spliced from 2 exons. Gene Ontology annotation, biological process: carbohydrate transport; transmembrane transport. Gene Ontology annotation, molecular function: carbohydrate:proton symporter activity.